Molecule: messenger RNA, 1555 nt
Organism: Camellia sinensis
Lineage: Eukaryota; Viridiplantae; Streptophyta; Magnoliopsida; Ericales; Theaceae
Product: putative transcription factor At1g61730
Biological process (GO): regulation of DNA-templated transcription
Cellular component (GO): nucleus
Source: RefSeq, a predicted model, not a curated record
AAGGUUGAAAACUCCUCUCUCUCUCUCUCUCUCUACUUUGAUACUGUUCAAACCCUAGCUCUCACCAAUCUUCUCCUGCUCUCUCUACAAGAAUGGCAAACAACGGUCGACCCGAACCAGAACAAUCUUCUGAGGAAGAAGAAGAAGCUUCAUCAGAAGAGAACGAAGAUCAAGAAGACUCUGAAUCUGAACAAAACCAACUCAAGAACACUUCAUCAAAAAAACCCCUAUCGUCUCUGAAGAAACCAGUGAUCGCUCAGACCUCAACACCAAAACCCCAAUCUUCAUCUGAAGACGAUUCAGGCUCCGAAUCGGACUCUGAAUCGGACCCCCCUCCCACCAAUCCUCGCAUCAAGCCUCUUGCUUCGAAACCCAUGGAAGAAGAUCCACCCAAAGCUACUAGGAAACCUAGAUCCAAGCCUGGUCCGGCGAAGUCUCCAGCGAAAAGGCCUGCGCCGAGCGAGAACAACAGCAAUCAGGAAUCGAAGAGGGCGAGGAAGAAAGCGGUGGAUUCUGAUGUGGUUGUUCAAGAGGACUCGACCAAGAAGACUGGUGAUGAUACGAAGAAGCAAUUGUUUCAGAGGCUGUGGAGUGAAGAGGAUGAGAUUGUGAUUUUGAAAGGUAUGAUUGAAUAUACUGCGAAAAAUGGGUCUGAUCCACUCGCUGAUAUGAAUGCUUUUUAUGAUUUCAUCAAGAAAUCGCUGCACAUUGAUGUUAGCAAGACCCAAUUGUCUGAAAAAGUGAGGAGGUUGAAGAAGAAGUAUGAGAACAAUGCUAGCAAGAGUAAAAUGGGCGAGGAUCGGACUUUUUCAAAGGCUCAUGAGCAAAAAGCGUAUGAAUUGUCAAAAAAGAUAUGGUUUGGUGGAGCUAAUUCUGUAGGUGUUGAUAGUCCAAAGGUUAAUGGGAAAACAAGGAAGAAUCAGAGUCAAAGAGCUAUUGCAGCUUCGCCAAAGGUUGAUAGUGGGAAGGAAGAAACAAAGAUGCAGGUUGAGCCAAGUGCCGGGGUGUUGCGGUCAAUUGGGUUUAAUAGUAGCACUGGGCAGUCAAGUUUGGAGGGUGGGAUUCUAAAGGAUGGGUUCCAUCUGAUUAGCGGUCCUAAGAAGUUAGAAUUGGAGGAGAAGUGGAAGAAGCUCGCGGUUGAGGAAGUCGAGCUCUUUUUGAAGCGAACGCAGUUGAUUUGCGAGCAGACAAAAGUGGUAUUGGAAGCAAUAAAGUCAUCAGAUCAUUAGGACGGAGUUGAGUUGUGAGCAGACGAAACUGGUAUUGGAAGCACUAUGAGAUCAUUAGGGUUCUAGGAAGGUAAAUUAUAGCUUUGGUUGAUACAGAAGACUAGGGUGUUUGGUUAAUUGUUGUGUUUUUGUUUAUGUUAGUGUUUCAUGUUUAACUGUUUAUGGAUUUGUGGUAUUUAUGUUUUGUAGAUAACAAUAUGCUCAGCUGCAAUGGGAGUAUACUCUCAUUGCCAUGCAUGAACCCUUUCGUUUAGUGCCUUUGAAGUUGUUUGUUUGGAUUGAUUUUCUGUUAUAGACUAUUAGAAUUGUAGUAUUUGCUCUCUGUA